AGGUCAAAUCUAAUUUCUGUAAGACUGUUCAGGAGAAGGACUGAGACACAGGUGGUUCUGCUGCUGAGGAAAUGGCUACUGUGGACUUUGCUCAAGGUUCUACAGGAGACAUCAGGAUCUUAGUGGUGGGGAGAAGAGGUUCUGGGAAAAGCUCCUCAGGAAACACAAUACUGGGAAAAAAAGUGUUCAGCAGUCCAAAACGCUACAAAGAGAAAGUCACUAAAACAUGUGAAGAACACACCUGCCAUGUUGGAGGAAGGAAGGUGUGUGUGAUUGACACUCCAGACCUGCUGGAUCCAGAUGUCACAGAAGAUGAGCUCCAGCAAGAGAAAGAUAAGCUGGUGUCUCUCUGUCAGUCUGGUCUUCAUGCUGUUCUGCUUGUAGUUCCUGUUGGAGAAGAGUUGCAGAAUGAGGAGGAGAUGCUGGACCUCAUUAAAGGAUUAUUCGGUCCAAACAUCCAGAAGUUUACCGUAGUGCUCUUCACACGAGGAGACGAGCUGGAGGAGGACGAGACGAUUGUAAAGUUUGUAGAAAGGCACGGAGGAAGUGAGCUCAAGCAGUUGGUUAAAGACUGUGGGAACAGAAAACAUCUCUUCAAUAACACCGACACAGUGCAGCGCCAAGUCACCGAGUUACUGAGUAUAAUUAACCUCAUGGUGAGCAGGAACGGAAGCCAGUUUUACAUGGCUCAAAGGAGGUCCAGUAUUCAGAAGGACAUCACAUUUUCAGGUGCAGCAGAUCUCCAAAAGCAGCUUGGUGAACAAGUGCCCCAGGUGAGACUGGUGCUUCUGGGAAAGACUGGAGUUGGGAAGAGUGCUUCUGGAAACACCAUCCUCGGAAGAAACGUGUUCCAGUCUGCUGCUAGCCCAACCUCACAAACCAGAGAGUGCAGUUCUCAUAAAAUCCUAAGGGGCGGUAAACAAAUCUCCAUCAUUGACACACCUGGAAUUUUUGAUACCCAGCUCAGUAACCAAGAUGUGAUCAGGGAAAUAAUGAACUGUUUGACCUAUUCCUCUCCGGGACCUCACGCUUUCCUCAUAGUGAUCAGUUUAUCAGUACGAUUCACCCAGGAGGAGAGGAGCACCGUGGAUGAAAUCAAAAAGACCUUUCAGAAUGUAGACAGGUACACAAUGAUACUCUUUACUUAUAAAGACAACCUGAAGAAGAACAUCAGGCAGUUCCUUCAGGACGGAGACCCUGCUCUCAGAGAGUUAGUAGCGAGAUGUGGAGAUCGGUACCACUGUUUAAACAACAAAGCACCGAGCUACAAACAAUUCAAAGAAUUCAUGGAGAAAGUGGAGCACAUGGUGCAUGAUAAUAAGGGAACUCACUACACAGACAAUAUCUACGGGGGUGUGGAGAGAGCGAUUUGUAACAUUCAGGACCAGAAGUUAAAAGAAAAAGUGGAACAGUGCAAAAGAAGAAAUCCAGAUGCUUCCAGGACUGAAUGGCAGAAAAUCUACUGGAACCUGCUGCAGGAAUCAAGAACUGAAGCAGAGAAGAUUCUGGUGAAAGACAAUCAUAUUGUGACAUUGGCAGAAAAGUUUGGAGCGCUGCAGACAACAUCAGAGGAGCAGGAGAAGGCAACGAAUGCAGCUCUAGGUGAAGGAAUAAGUUACGUUCAAGUGAUGCAAACUGCUUUCAGAGCAUCAGUCGAACUUGCCAAGCAGAAAAUAUGUGCUGUUCAGUGA
This is a messenger RNA of Ictalurus punctatus (channel catfish), 1691 nucleotides long. RefSeq lists its product as uncharacterized. The coding region runs from base 72 to 1691 and encodes 539 amino acids. The record is from RefSeq and is a predicted model, not a curated record. NCBI's taxonomy places the organism in Eukaryota, Metazoa, Chordata, Actinopteri, Siluriformes, Ictaluridae. Gene Ontology annotation, molecular function: GTP binding. The transcript has 4 exons.